UCAAUUGAGAAUAAGAAAAAUGUGUUGCUCUCCAAUCCUUGUUUGGAAGUCUAGUACAUUCAGUUUCUCAUGCAUAGAAUAAUUACCACAUUGGCAGUAAUUUGUACUCUUGGGCAGACUCAAAAUAAAGAAUAAACAUCCAGUUGGCAUGGAAACAGAACUACCCUCUCAGCCUUAUUCUUUUUUUCCUCCAAAGUGCUGUGACUUAUUCAUUAGCUACUGUACUUUGUUCAUUAUUGCUUGACUUGUUCAGAGUGAGCCUCCAAUGCAGCUGCCCUGUGCUAAACCUGUCCUGUGAACAAAAAGCUCGACAUCUUUUAUUAUAACUGAAUUCUGUCAAGUUUAUAGAAAGGAAGUACAUGUAUUCAGUUUCAGUCUUCUCGUUGAGCUUCUUUGGCAGUUGCCCUCAUUCAGUCUUAUAGCCAAUCUAAACUUUGUCAUAUAAGUCAGAUUUGAAACAAAAAUGAAUUGGGUUUCACGAAUGUUGGAUUUAAUUUUGCGAUGUAAAUUGGACUUUAAUAAAAGAGAGUUUUUAUAAAUUAAAAUCACGUAGUUCCUUUAAAUGUUGUAUCAUUUUAGUACAUCAUAAAACAGAACUAGUUGCACCUUCCCCCAGAUAAUUAUUUCUGUCUCUUCACUGCAGUCUCGCUGUGAUGUGAGUAUACAUAUGCUAAGGAAAUCUGAGGAAAAGCAAUAACUAGAGCAAUGAAUGCCUGUUCACAUUAUCAGUCCUAGGUACUAAGCUCUUUUAAAUAAGUUACUGGUGUGUUUGAUGCUUUUGACAUUUAAAUAGGAACUGCAGCUUGGAAACUUCCUAUUUCAUUUGUAUUUCAUUUGUUAAUUUCCUUAUGAACUUCAUUAUACUGGCCUUCCAGAAUGCAAAAUUGGGCAGCAGUAUUUCAGCAACUUUUUUAUGAUACACUUUUGUUUUUCCUUUUUAGACAUAAAAUUAAGGUUAAAUUGUCUGUAGGACAUUGAGACCAGUCUUGUGAAAAGCAACAGAGCUAACUUGAGGGCACAUGUAGUUAUUGGCUGCUUUUCUUCUUUGACCAUCUGAAAGAAACCUCUCCCUACUUGAGAGUACCCACCAGCCUAACUCUUUACAUCCUAUGUUUCUUUUAUUUGCUUUUUCCUGUGUGUGUCAACGUGUGAUUGAGAGAUUACAUAUUGGGACAGUGAGAAAUGGUGAUCAGAGCCUAUUGCGUCUCAGCUGUCCUUACUGGGACAGUCCCUUGGGGACAGUAGCCUGCAGCAGCAUGUGUCAGAGCAGCCCUUGAAUCUUGGGCUACUGCUACUGUUGCCUCUCAACGGUCUGGGGUAGCCAUCUGGAGUAGGGUGGAGAUCUAGACUUCAAAAUUCAAGAGUACAAACAAUCUGGGAAAGUAUUCACUCAAAGACAAAUAAUAGACUGGUUUAUACAGUUGUUACUUGGAGUCAACUAUAUGCAUGAAAGGCGAAUACUUCACCGAGAUUUGAAAGCCAAGAAUAUAUUUUUGAAGAAUAAUCUUCUUAAAAUCGGGGACUUUGGAGUUUCUCGUCUAUUGAUGGGUUCAUGUGAUCUGGCAACUACGUUUACUGGGACACCAUACUACAUGAGUCCAGAGGCACUGAAACACCAGGGCUAUAACACAAAAUCUGAUAUCUGGUCUCUGGGAUGCAUUUUAUACGAGAUGUGCUGUAUGGACCAUGCAUUUUCUGGACACAAUUUUUUGUCAGUUGUGCUAAAAAUUGUAGAAGGUGAUACACCUUCUCUUCCUGAUAGAUAUCCAAGCAAACUGAAUGCAGUGCUGAGCAGCAUGUUAAAUAAGAAUCCUUCGAUGAGACCAGCAGCAGCAGAGAUCCUAAAAAUCCCUUAUGUUGAUGAACAACUAAAGAAUAUACAGUACCAAUACACAAAUAUGAAUGUGAAAGACAAGGGGCUUAACUGGCAGAAAGAAUCGACUCCCAUUUUUGAUGCUGUGCAGAGGAAAGUUCAUUUGCAGACUCUACAGGAACUGUCUGAAGUUCAGAAAAUGACACCACGGGAAAGAAUGAGGCUGAGGAAGUUAAAUGCAGCAGAUGAGAAAGCAAAGAAGUUGAAACAGCUGGCAGAAGAAAAAUAUCAAGAAAAUAUCAAAAGAAUGCAAGAAUACAGGUCCCGUAAUUUUCAGCAGCUGAAUGUCAAUGUCCUACAUGAAUCUGAUGAACAGACUUCAAAACUGUUAAUUCAUUCUGAGCCAGUCAUUGCAUGUGACUCUGUGUCCGUAGGAUGUGAUGAACAAAGUGGAAAUGAGAGAUCAAGUCAACUCUGCACAUCUAAACUUACAGACCAUGAGAUCCCUGAAGACCCACAAAUUGCAGAAGAAUACUAUAAUGAUGAGUUUGAAUCCUGUUCAGAAAGCAGUGAAGAGGAGGAGGAUGUGGAAGCAUCACAGACUGUCUCUAAGACAAAUCACCAGGACAGUGAUAUUGUGGCAAUGGUCAAGUAUAUGGAGAGUGUCCUGAAUAACAGCUCAUUGGGCUCGGGAACUGUCACCAGAGUGGCUCCAGGGACACCCCAGGGAUUCAGAGCUCUCAACAGCACUAUGGCUGAGACCAAACUGAAACGCAUGAGGGAAUCUGCCAUCCAGAAACUGGGAGCAGAGGUGUUUGAGAAAGUGUACACCUAUCUGAAGCAAGCAAGACUGCAGAAGGCCAGUGAGGAGGAGAUCAGGAGAUACCUUGAGAAACUGGUUUCCAGAGCAAGUGAUUGCUUUGAGGUAGAUCAACUUCUCUACUUUGAGGAGCAGCUACAGGAUUCGGAAGCCCAUCUUCAUCUGUAAAGUGGUUGACAGUAGCAGUGCAGGAAGCAGAAAGGAGGACUAAAAGUGGUGAGCUGCCUUCUUCAGGCCAGCAAGCAAAUCCUAGAGGUAUAUGGAGGAAACUAGUGAAGGUAACUCAGUACGCAAAUAGGUAGGCAAACUCCUGGGGAGUCCAGUCUGUACAGUGAGAAGUCGGUAAAUAUGGUAUCAUUUGCAGGGGCAGGAAGAAAAGCAGUUUGUGGCAAUGGAGUGGGGGUUUCACAGUUAUCAACAUCGCCUUUUCACCAGUAAGAGCGUUAAGAAAGCUAUUCUCCUGAGCACUGGCCAGGCUUAAUCCUGCAUUCAGUCACUGGUGAAGCUGCCUGUGGUGGAAAUGGUGCAGGAUUAGACUCCAGCUGCUGUUGAUUCCUGUGCUAACUGGUUGUCAUGGCAUUUAAGCACAUCUUUUUUGUACUUUGGCAGACUUACCCUUGAACACACGCAUCUAUGCAUUGGGCUACUCAGCCAGAAAUUGUCUUGUUAUCAUUCAUUGUUCAAAAGACUUCAUUUAAUCCAUGUGCUUUCCAAAGGAACUGUACAGAUACGUGCAUACAUGUAUAUUUAUAUACUUAUAUGCAUAUUCAUCUACAUAGAGAUAGGUGUGUAUAUGCAUAGAGACAGAAAGAUGUUUGGCCACAUCAUUGUAUACGUUUAUGUGUAUAGAGACAAGCGACACGAGGCUGAGGCCUGAGCUGUAGAUGUCUGUGGUAGCUAGGAAUCCUUACUGUGGAUUCUGAGAGUUUUAGAUCAAAUUCACUGUACACAGAUGGAACAAUAAAGUAGUUUUUUUGGCUUGCACGUGG
Oxyura jamaicensis (ruddy duck) is the source of this 3622-nucleotide messenger RNA. RefSeq names its product NIMA related kinase 11 (gene NEK11). Gene Ontology annotation, molecular function: ATP binding; protein kinase activity. The transcript has 14 exons. Lineage: Eukaryota; Metazoa; Chordata; Aves; Anseriformes; Anatidae. The record is from RefSeq and is a predicted model, not a curated record. Bases 1443 to 2801 code for a protein of 452 amino acids. Gene Ontology annotation, biological process: protein phosphorylation.